Caenorhabditis sp. 36 PRJEB53466 is the source of this 3429-nucleotide messenger RNA. NCBI's taxonomy places the organism in Eukaryota, Metazoa, Nematoda, Chromadorea, Rhabditida, Rhabditidae. The record is from the annotation of a GenBank genome assembly.
AUGGCAUGCGGCUGGGUUUGGUUGUAUUCGUGGCUCGACUGGGUGAGUUUUACACGUUUUGUAUUUCUAAAGCAAUAACAGAACGGGGGGUAAGCAAACGGAAUGUUGGACAGUGCAAAUCAGAAAAAAAAACAGAUUUGAGCACUGUAGACCUUGACGUGGGUCCUCAGAUUAGUUAGUUGCUUCGAGAUAGAUAGUCAUAUGGUGCAUCGAUCAGAUUUACUGAACAUGUUCCUAAUAUAAAUUUCCUUCAACCUCUUCCUGCUCGUUCUUUGUAUUUUGUGUCUCUGGCGCGGCGUAUUUCUCAUAUACUGCACACACACACAUACAAUCACGCAUCUGUGUCCGUUUCGUCGGAUUCCAAAUGAAAUGAGAAUUUCGUAAGUAGAAAGACCCGUGUCACAAGAUUCUUCUUUGCUCACAACCACCACCACCACCACCAUCAUCAUUGAAAUAUAUUUGGGGCGAUGCGUCGAUUGGCAAUAAGGAAAGAGAAGGGAAAGGAUGAAACGAAACGUUGACGACGUGUUCACAAAUGUCAACAAAGCGUGACGGAGACCCUGCUGACAAGUACUCGUGAUGACGUCUUUCUUUUGCUUCUUCUUCUUCUUCUUCUUUCAUUAUGAUGUUUUGGGCUCGAGGUUGGAAGAGUUGGAGGCCGCAUUAAGUUUCUCUCCAUCGUUUGCCCAGUUUGACAUCCAAUCUCAUCACAAUUCCACCUCCAUAAUGUCCUCACCCUGAAAACAGUAAACAAACUCCUCCCCGUUUCGACAUCGAAAUGACAUCACAUCGCAUCUCACACAACCCCCACCCACAUUUCAAUUUCCGGUGCCGAGAGGAAGUGAGUUUUAAAACAAAACUCUAGCUCGUGUCCACGUCCUCCAGAUGGUUCUGAUUCGGUCAGAAUGCCGUUUCGUUUCGUCUUCACCAGAAUUUUUCCGGUUGGUUCAACAAUCUUGUGACUUUGAGUUCAUUCACCUCAUUAUCAGAAAAGUUUUGAUGAAAAAUAGGGGAAGCCAUGCGAUAUGAUAAAUAACCAUGCAUGAAUAAUUUCUUUUUGCAUCUAACCAACCUUUGGUGCCACAUGAGCUCUGUUAAAAGUAUACUUGAGACUACUGUCAUUGAGAUUAUCUAAAAUUUCUUUGUGGCACUUGGAAAAGGGACGCCGUCUUUCGUCUUCAUCUUUAAGACGGAGAAUGCACGUUCUGCGAGUAGUAAGUCAAGGGUCUCGGAGCGGGUAGUUAUCAUAUUUCAUUUUUCAAUACCCGAGCUUACCGCUACCACCAAAAGUCGGACCACUUUUUUGCGGCAUGUGCUUGCCUCAAAAAGCGCUUUCAAUUUCCUUCAAAGACGCCGCUCUUCUUAAAGUCAAUUACACAUGACUUUACGGAAGGGGAGGCAGUUUUUGAAGAGUAAACGAAGACGAAAUUUGAUGAUUCACUUCCUGACGGUGUUGGCGGCAUGUGCCAGAACAAACAAUCCGCGGCCAAUGCUCCCUUAUUUGAAAUUCGGAAUUCCGCCUGCGGCCAACACGAUUUCGGUUUCAAAUAUUUGUCCUGUCCCCCUACCCUAUUAUCAUAACGCCAGUUUUUUGAGAGUUUUUAAAAACAGUUUCAUUUCAGUUCACAAUAGCUUUUGUUCCAGCUUCAACUGAUUCUGGAGAUGGAGUCAUUCUGCAAAGUUCACAAUAGCACCGUACCACAGGCGAACAUCCCGGAGCUGAAUAAAGUGAAAGAGUCAUUCACAAUUAUACAGGUGACUCAAAGCUUGGAAAAGAAAAGCUAAAUUCAGUACGUUCCAGGUCUUCUGCUGUAUCCUUGGAGUGUUAGGUAACAUCCUGAACCUAAGAACUUUACAAAGUCCAUCUCUCCAAACUGUUCCGUUUAUGUACAUACGAUCUCUUGCCAUAUUCGAUCUGGUUUGUUCGGUAAAUUGUAGAACCCCUUGAAAAAUUGUGUUCAGAUUGCAUUGACUAUGAUCUUACUUCAUUUUUUCCUGGUUAGCACCACCAAGGCCUCCUAUAUCAUGUACUAUACCACCUACAUCGAGGCUCCAGUUAUCAAUACGUUUCUGAUCGCCGGGUUGUAUUGCGCUUUCUUGCUGACUAUGGAAAGGUUAGUUCCUGGCAGUUGUACCAAACAACUGGAAGGCUUCAGACACUUUCUGAUCUCGCGUCCACAUAACAAGUCCAUGACAUCAAAUCCUCGUGCUCUGGCACGCCGCAAAAUUCACCUAAUGUUGCUGCUCUCAUUUGGAAUCCACUUACCAAUGGUCCUUCAGCGUACUCUUGAGCAGAAUGAAAAUGGCGAUUACGUCAUGGUAAACAAUGUGAACCUUCUGUGCAAGUCAGUUAUAUAUCCGAUCCGGACUAGUAAACGAACGUUUUUGCACUUUACAGAGAGCCUAACUGGACCAUCUACAGCUAUUAUAAGUUGGCGAGAGAGUGUUUGAGAUUCUGUGUCGUCUUUCUCAUGACUUUCUUCAAUGUCAUCAUUGCGCAUCAGCUGCAGGUCACAAAAGUAGGUUCUGGAAUGUGAUAAUAGUGACAAGGCAAUCAUUUCAGCAACGCAGAAGACGUUUGGUACGUAGAUCGUCUCCUCAAAACGAAGGCACAAUUGAUUUGAAAUCUGAGCCUUCUAUGAGCUCGUACAGUAUGAGGUCGGAUUCAAAGUUCAACAUGAUCGAAGAUAAUCAAUUGGUUUUUUCUAGAAAGGAGGAUUCAAUUCUGAUGAGAAGCUUUACUGAAAAGAAGCUGACAGUUCUCAUGAUCACCAUCUGCAUCAUCUUCCUGCUCGGAAAUGUCCCUCAGAUCAUUGUCAUGAUCCUUCAGAAUGAAGCAAUGGAAAACAAUUUUAACUUCCAGGUACUUUCAGAUAAUUAGGAUCACAGAAACCCCCCAAUUUACAGCUAUACCGUCACAUCUCCAACACAUUGGAAGUUCUGAACCACUGUCUCAACUUUUAUGUCUUCUGCAUAGCGUCCUCUGAGUACACCAGAGCAUUCCUGCUCAAUUGUAUGUGUCUCCAGAGAUUCUUGUUCCGUUUCCCGUCCAUUGCAAGGUUCUUGUCCAAGAGAAGGAGUAGCAGGUGUACAAAAGUUCAAAAACUUAUUACAACUGUUCUAUUUCAGCAUGAUGGUCACUAGUUCCACGGCGUUCGGAGUGGCGAACAAGGAAUACCUGAGCAUGGAAUCAAUUCCUGAAGAGGCCAAACAAUGGGUUGUGGAUCCAAGUAAGUCUUUUGGAUUAACUGAACUCAUUGAACCUCUCAAUGUUUAGGCUCAUCUCCUUACGCACAGGCCGAGACUAAUCUGAAAAGCAUUCUGGUCACUGGAAACAAGGAAACCCGUCAGAAAAAGUCGUUGACUAUUGUCAACCACCGAGCGAUUGAGGUUGAAGAAGAUUCCGAACACGAAAUUGAAAUUCUCUGA